CUCCGCUUCUGUUGACAUCCGCAUCUACACACCAUCGUUCACAGUGAUUCUUAUUCAACACGAGAGUUUACAUAGAAAAGUAAAGAACUGUGAAUUAAAAAGAUCAGUGAACCCAGGUGGACAGUGAUGUCCCCCCCACGUCUCACAGGUGCCCUGCGCUCCUUCUCCAACGUCAGUAAGAAGGAUGACAUAGAUGGACAGGUCUACGAUUUAAAGUCAAAGCGUGUGAAACGUCAGGAGCUGUUUGCCAGACAGGGUCUGACAUGGCAGAAGGUGGUUCAGUUCUGCACGCAGCAGAGAGACCAUCCCCAGCAGCCAACCGCUAGCCCGGACCUGAAGAACAUCCUCGUGGCAGCCAGACAGAUCGUUGGGGUUGAAAAUGGUCAGGAAACAAUUGAAAGUGCUGCCGUCUUUCUCUUUGAGACAUUCCACAACAAAGACCAUGUGGGCACCGAGGAGACGAGAGCCAUCAAACAGAUGUUUGGUCCCUUCCCCGCCGCUGCAGCCGAAGCAUCUUGUGCUGCGGUGGCGAAGAUCGUCUCAACCCUCGGAGAGUCCCUCGUGGAGGACUUUGUCCAGGCCCAGAGCUCUUCUCGCAACCUCCAGCGUGGCAUCGCUUUUGGACGCAACAUUGCCUUCUCCUAUGACAGCUACACGCUGGAUCCCCUGGAUCUCCCGUGGGAAGCCAGCCUCGAGGAUGAUCUGGGCCUGGACUUUAACAGUUUCCUGAGCAGCCACCAGGCAGGGAAGGUUGGAGGCCAGACGGAUGAGUCCAGUUCGGGCGCACCCAGCAGUAAUUCUAUGGAUGGAGCCAUUCUUAGGGCAGAGGUGGAGAAGUACCUGGAUGGAGGCAACAUGAUCUCUUCCAGCCCGGAGGAGCUGUGCACCUCCCUGUUUGAGAUGUUGGCCUCAUACAAGAGUGAUGAUGAGCUUCAGAAUGAGCUGUAUGAGCUGCUGGGCGCAGAGGGAUUGGACAUGAUUUCAAGCCUCCUCCAGCGAAGGGCAGCCAUCGUAGACUCCCUCCUCUCCUGCCCACCAGACAGGCUUGGCUGCCCACCAGACGGCGGCCGGAGCGGGGGAGAGGCCAGCAAGCCAAACUUUGGCUGUCAGGUGAUCAUCCAAUCAGAGCAGGAGAGGCAGCAGAUGAAAGUCUACCGCAGAGGGGAGAAGAGGGAGAGGAAGAAAGGAAAGGGGCCAGAGGAUGACCCCUCAGACAUGUCCUUCAACUUUGACCCCAAGGAGAUGAGGUCGCAGAGAGAACAGGCCCUGCUGACCGCACGCCGGGAGCCUGUGUUCGGCAGGGAGCGCGUCUACGAGCGCGUCCGCUACCCCAACGUGUACGACUGCUACGCCGAGGCGGCCAAGAGCCCAGCGUUUGUCGGAGGAGCCAAGCUGCUGCUGCCAGAGGGCAUCAAGAGGGAAAACAACAAGAUGUACGAGGAGGUGGAGAUUCCACCCAACGACCCCAAGAGCCUUGGCAUGGAGGAGAAACCUAUUUACAUCUCCCAACUUGAUGAGAUCGGGCAGCUGGUGUUCAAGGGGAUGGAGCGUCUGAACCGCAUCCAGUCCAUCGUGUUCGAGACGGCCUACAACACCAACGAGAACCUGCUGAUCUGCGCGCCCACCGGUGCCGGCAAGACCAACAUCGCCAUGCUCUGCGUCCUCCACGAGAUCCGGCAGCACGUGCAGCCCGGCGGCGUCCUCAAGAAGGACGCGUUCAAGAUCGUCUAUGUGGCUCCUAUGAAGGCCCUGGCAGCUGAGAUGACUAAAUACUUCAGUAAGCGCCUGGAGCCGCUGGGCAUCAGUGUCAAAGAGCUCACUGGGGACAUGCAGCUCACCAAAGGAGAGAUUUUGCGCACACAGAUGUUGGUUACCACCCCGGAGAAGUGGGACGUGGUGACCAGGAAGUCCGUGGGGGACGUGGCCCUGUCCCAGAUAGUCAAACUGCUGAUCCUGGACGAGGUGCACCUGCUCCAUGAGGACAGAGGUCCAGUCCUGGAGAGCCUGGUAGCCAGGACCAUCAGACAGGUGGAGUCCACCCAGAGCAUGAUCAGGAUCCUGGGGCUCUCCGCUACACUGCCCAACUACCUGGAUGUGGCCUCCUUCCUCCACGUCAACCCCUUCAUCGGCCUCUUCUUCUUCGACGGCCGCUUCAGACCGGUGCCCCUCGCCCAAUCCUUCAUUGGCGUCAAGUCUACCAACAAGAUUCAACAGCUCCAUGACAUGGAGGAAGUGUGUUACGACAAGGUCUUGGAGCAGAUGAGAGGAGGCCAUCAGGUGAUGGUGUUUGUCCACGCCCGUAACGCCACGGUGAGGACGGGCAUGGCGCUGAUCGAGAUGGCCAAGAACCGCGGGGAGGCCUCAUUCUUCCAGCCGGACCACGGCGCCGACUAUGGCCAGUGUGACAAACAGAUCCAGAGAUCCAGGAACAAGGAGAUGCGGGAGAUGUUCCCGUCCGGGUUUGGGAUCCACCACGCGGGCAUGCUGCGCACGGACCGCAGCUUGAUGGAGAGCAUGUUCUCCAGGGGCUACCUGAAGGUGCUGGUGUGCACGGCCACGCUGGCCUGGGGCGUCAACCUGCCGGCGCACGCCGUCAUCAUCAAGGGCACCCAGAUCUACGACGCCAAGCGGGGCAUGCAGGUGGACCUGGGCAUCCUGGACGUGAUGCAGAUCUUCGGGCGUGCCGGCCGGCCCCAGUUCGACAAGCACGGCGAAGGAACCAUCAUCACCACCCACGACAAGCUGAGCCACUACCUCACCCUCCUCACCCAGCAGAACCCCAUCGAGAGCCAGUUCCUCAACAACCUGGCCGACAACCUCAAUGCAGAGGUCUGUCUGGGAACGGUGACCAAUGUGGACGAGGCGGUGAAAUGGCUGAGCUACUCCUACCUAUACGUGCGCAUGAGGGCCAACCCACUGGCGUACGGGAUCAACCACAAGGCCUUCCAGAUGGACCCAGGCCUGCUGAUGUACAGAAGGGAGCUGGUGGUGGAGGCGGGCCGGAAGCUGGACAAGGCCCGCAUGAUCCGCUUUGAGGAGCGCACCGGCUACUUUGGUUCCACUGACCUGGGCCGGACAGCCAGUCACUUCUACAUCAGAUACAACACCAUAGAGACGUUCAAUGAGCUGUUCAACUCCCAGAAGACAGAGGGCGACAUCUUCAGCAUCGUGUCCAAGGCAGAGGAGUUUGAGCAAGUCAAGGUCCGUGACGAAGAGAUGGAGGAGCUGGAGCAGAUGCUGAGCAAUUACUGUGAGCUCCCGGCGGCGGGUGGUGUGGAGAACGGCUAUGGCAAGAUCAACAUCCUGCUGCAGACCUACAUUGGCCGCGGAGAAGUGGACAGCUUCUCGCUUAUCUCAGACCUCUCCUACGUGGCACAGAACGCGGCCCGUAUCGUCCGGGCACUGUUCGAGAUCGCCCUGAGGAAGCGCUGGCCGGCCAUGACCUACCGCCUGCUCAACCUGUGCAAGGUGAUCGACAAGCGGCUGUGGGGCUUCGCUCACCCGCUGCGGCAGUUCCACAUCCUGCCGCACACGGUGCUGGAGCGGCUGGAGAAGCGAAGGCUGACCGUGGACAAGCUGAAGGAGCUGAGCAAGGAGGAGAUCGGUCACAUGCUGCAACACAUCAAUAUCGGGAUGAAAGUCAAGCAGUGUGCCCACCAAAUCCCCUCCCUACUGAUGGAGGCCAGCAUCCAGCCAAUCACGCGCACUGUCCUGCGAGUGCGUCUCGUCAUCACCCCGGACUUCAGGUGGCAUGACCAGGUGCAUGGCUCAGUGGGGGAGCCCUGGUGGCUGUGGGUGGAAGACCCAAUCAACGACCACAUUUACCACUCAGAGUACUUCCUCCUCCAGAAGAAACAGGUGGUGUCUGGAGACCCCCAGAACAUCGUGUUCACCAUCCCCAUCUUUGAGCCCAUGCCGUCUCAGUACUACAUUAGGGUGGUGUCUGACCGCUGGCUGGGGGCUGAGGCCGUCUGCGUCAUCAACUUCCAGCACCUCAUCCUGCCUGAGAAACACCCGCCACACACUGAGCUGCUGGACCUGCAGCCGCUGCCCGUGACAGCGCUGGGCUGCCCGCAGUACGAGAGCCUGUACAAGUUCACCCACUUCAACCCCAUCCAGACGCAGAUCUUCCACACGCUCUACCACACCGACACCAACGUCCUGCUGGGGGCGCCAACAGGCUCCGGCAAGACCAUCGCGGCCGAGUUGGCCAUGUUCCGCGUCUUCAACAAGUACCCCGGCGCCAAGGUGGUGUAUAUCGCUCCCCUCAAGGCACUGGUCCGAGAGAGGAUCGAGGACUGGAAGGUCAGGAUAGAGGAAAAGCUCGGGAAGAAGGUGGUGGAGCUGACGGGUGACGUGACGCCUGACAUGCGUGCCAUCUCGGCGGCCGACCUCAUCGUCACCACCCCUGAGAAGUGGGACGGGGUGAGCCGCAGCUGGCAGAACCGCAGCUACGUGCAGAAGGUGGCCAUCCUCAUCAUCGACGAGAUCCACCUCCUGGGCGAGGACAGGGGUCCGGUCCUGGAGGUCAUCGUGUCCAGGACCAACUUCAUCUCGUCCCACACCUCCAAGACCGUGCGCGUGGUCGGCCUGUCCACCGCCUUGGCCAACGCCCGGGACCUGGCCGACUGGUUGGGCAUCAAGCAGGUGGGCUUGUUUAAUUUCCGCCCAUCUGUGCGGCCCGUCCCCCUGGAGGUCCACAUCCACGGCUUCCCCGGGCAGCACUACUGCCCCCGCAUGGCCAGCAUGAACAAGCCCUCCUUCCAAGCCAUUCGCAGUCAUUCUCCGGCCAAACCCGUGUUGAUCUUCGUGUCGUCACGGCGACAGACUCGUCUCACCGCCCUCGACCUGAUCGCCUACCUGGCCACUGAGGACGACCCAAAGCAGUGGCUCCAUCAGGACGAGAAAGAGAUCGAGGCCAUCAUCGCCACAGUGAGGGACUCCAACCUGAAGCUGACGCUGGCAUUCGGCAUCGGCAUGCACCACGCCGGGCUGCACGAGAGGGACCGGCGCACCGUGGAGGAGCUGUUCGUCAACUGCAAGAUCCAGUUGUUGAUCGCGACCAGCACACUGGCCUGGGGGGUGAACUUCCCCGCCCACCUGGUGAUAGUCAAGGGGACUGAGUACUUUGACGGCAAAACCAGGCGCUACGUCGACUACCCCAUCACAGAUGUGCUGCAGAUGAUGGGCCGUGCCGGCAGGCCUCAGUUUGACGACCAGGGCAAGGCAGUCAUCCUAGUGCACGAUAUCAAGAAGGACUUCUACAAGAAGUUCCUCUAUGAGCCCUUCCCUGUCGAGUCCAGCCUCCUCAGCGUUCUGUCCGACCACCUGAACGCCGAGAUCGCCGCAGGCACCAUCACCUCCAAGCAGGACGCUAUGGACUACAUCACGUGGACCUACUUCUUCAGGCGGCUGGUCAUGAACCCCAGCUACUACAGCCUGGACGACGUCAGCCAUGACACCAUCAACAAGUACCUGUCCAACCUGGUGGAGGGCGCCCUUCGGGACCUGGAGUGCUCCUACUGCCUGGAGAUACAGGAGGACGGAUGCACCAUUGAGCCGCUGACGUACGGUCGCAUUUCGUCCUACUACUACCUGAAGCACCAGACCAUCCGCACCUUCAAGGAGCGUCUGAAGGCCGAGCUGGCCAUCCACGACCUCCUCACGCUGCUCUCGGACGCGGAGGAGUACUCCGAGCUGCCCGUGCGCCACAACGAGGACCAGCUCAACAGCCAGCUGGCUCAGCAGCUCCCCCUGCCUGUCAACCCCCACUCGUACGACAGCGCCCACACCAAGACCCACCUGCUGCUGCAGGCCCACUUCAGCCACGCCACCCUGCCCUGCAGCGACUACGGCACCGACACCAAGACGGUGCUGGACAACGCCAUCCGCAUCAGCCAGGCUAUGCUGGACGUGGCUGCCAACGAGGGCUGGCUGGUGACGGCGCUCAGCAUCUGCAACCUGGUCCAGAUGAUCAUCCAGGGACGCUGGCUGCAGGACUCCUCCCUGCUGACGCUGCCAUGCAUAGAACAACAGGACCUCCACCUGUUCAGGAAAGGGGCAAACCGAAACAAGAGGGGCGGGGCCAGUGGCUUCCAGGGACCAAUAGAAGGGCUGCCUGAGCUCAUUGCCGCCUGUGAGGGAAAGGAGAGUGCGUUUGCUGCCAUUGUGGGCCAGGAGCUCAACGCAUCGCAGAUGUCCCAGGCCUGGACCUACCUCAGCCACCUGCCCGUGGUGGAGGUGCGUCUGAGCGUGAAGGGCUGGUGGGAGGAGUGCCAGCAGCAGACGGAGCGCCCGGUCCCGGCGCCCGGCGGCGGCGGCGGCGGCGGCGGCGGCGGCGGCAGCGGAGGAGGCUUCCGGGACAAGCAGGCCUGGCUGGGCGUCCACGCCGACCAGGAGUACGUGCUGCAGAUCAACCUGAGGCGCGUCAACACGGGCCAGCAGAGGAGGAAGCAGGACAGUAAGGCCCAGGCCCCCCGCUUCCCCAAGAACAAGGACGAGGGCUGGUUCCUGGUGCUGGGCGAGGUGGAGCGCCGGGAGCUGCUGGCCAUCAAGCGGGUGGGCUUCCUCCGCAACCACAACACCGUCUCCGUGGCCUUCUACACGCCGGAGAAGACCGGGAAGUGCAUCUACACUCUGUACCUGAUGAGCGACAGCUACCUGGGUCUGGACCAGCAGUACGACAUCCACCUCAACGUGACGCCGCCCAGCAUCGCCGCCCAGGUCAACACAGAGGUCACCGACGCCACCAUGUAAUCCAGCCUUCAGUGAGACGACCCGCGGACCACGACGGCAAGCUGUGCUUCAGCCACAGCCCCCCGGAGCACCCGGCUGCCCAGUUGCCCGGCUCAUUGGCUUGCUGACGGCCUGGCGGACUUUGGAAGGAUCUUCAGCGAACGACUGUAUUUGACAAUAGUGCCAGAACUUACGUGGAAAUGCCCAAGGAGGGUACACUGACCUGACGAGGUUACCAAAGACCAAGAUCAGACGAAGCAUCUCUGCCAAGGGGGAUUGCAUUUGACGUUUAUGAUUGGCUCGAAUUAAGGGAACGCCUUUUCUUGUUGUUUUCAUUGCUUUCGUUUGUUUGCCAAUCAGCCGCUGUCAUUGCAGUAGGAGAAGGUUAUGUUUUACCCAGAGAAGCAUUAUUCUUCCUCUUUAAAAGCAUCCUGGGAGCUUUUAAGUAUAUCAGUAUGAUAACACAAGCGUACCAACAUGCAGUUUUGCUCGAGCGCAGACAAGAUGCUUUACUGUUUAAUAACUAAAUAAAUGGCUAUUAACUGAAUAGAUGGCUUGUUUGUCACAACCGGUCAUCGCCAUAAAAACCCAAUAAACAUUGUUUGCUGUUUUGGAUUACUUCAAUUCAGUUUUUUCUAGAGUUAAAUAGUCUGCUGGGGAAUCUUUAAGACAAGCAACAAGUUUGAUUUACUUCUUUAGAAUCUGAGAAAACAGCCAGAUGGUUUUACAGGGAAAACAAAACUGGAGUACAAAAUGAGGCUGUGGAAGUAGUUGACAAGACUUUGUUUAAGUUCCCAGAGUGGGAAUAUCUAGCAGGUGUGCAGAAUGCUUAGCCGGUUGCGGGGGCUUCACUUAGAAAUGUCCAAACUGUCAAACUAUCAGUUGAAGAAUAUAUCUGCUACCCUAACCCAGUCCAGAACCUACAGGGGCCUUAGAAAGACUCAAACCACAUCCAUCACCGAAGUAAAACAUAUGAAGUAAAACGUUAGCAUUUGAUUUCUGGAUAUUUGACAACUGAACGGUCAUUUGCUUCUUGUGGUUGAAAGAACUUUAAAAAAAAAUGUUUUGUUGAGAGAAAAUAAAAUUUCUAAAAAAAUGUGGCUAAUUAUUCCUCAUGCCAAAACAAAUCAAGCAUAGAUGAUGGUUAUGCUUCAGUUUGUUGUUUGAGUCGCGUUUUUGCAAAUCAUCACGCCUAGACAUGCAACUAUUGACUGUUUCUCCUCGGCACAGCUGUGCCUAAGCGCUCGACAUGUGGGCUGCUGGCUGCCCUAUAACCCGCAACCUCCUGCAGGAUAUUCGCAUUGGCACCGAUACGGUCAAAGUCUGGCAAUCUUUUUUUUAUAUUCCUUGUAUUUGCGCCACAUAAUGGAUAAUCCAUGCUCGCAUUAGCUGUCACAAUUUCCCUAAUAAACAUAUUGCUGAACCCUG
Messenger RNA from Gadus morhua (Atlantic cod), 8163 nucleotides. RefSeq names its product activating signal cointegrator 1 complex subunit 3 (gene ascc3). Gene Ontology annotation, molecular function: ATP binding; nucleic acid binding; ATP hydrolysis activity. Lineage: Eukaryota; Metazoa; Chordata; Actinopteri; Gadiformes; Gadidae. Bases 127 to 6756 code for a protein of 2209 amino acids. The record is from RefSeq and is a predicted model, not a curated record. The transcript has 42 exons.